Molecule: messenger RNA, 1971 nt
Organism: Hydatigera taeniaeformis
Lineage: Eukaryota; Metazoa; Platyhelminthes; Cestoda; Cyclophyllidea; Taeniidae
Source: the annotation of a GenBank genome assembly
AUGGCUGUGUUUUCAUAUGUGAUUUGUUUGCUCUUCACAUCUUUCAUUCUUUCUGAAGUCGAUUCUGCGCAAAACUCGACACAGGAUCACAGCAUUCACUUGGCUGGUUGGAAGUUGGACGAAUUAGGAUCCUACCUGUCGUCUCUUGGGCUACUCAUUUUCGUAAGCCUAUUCAAGGUCUUCUACCCCAAGAUACCUUAUAUCCCUGACUAUGUUCCACAAUCCUUAAUUCUCAUUCUCAUUGGUCUUGCCUUUGGCGCGAUAUUAAGAGCCCUCUCCACUAACCUUAAUGGCAGUGUCCUCGUCCUCACUCCAAUCCUUUUCUUCAACUUCCUUCUUCCACCUAUCGUACUUGACUCCUCCUAUGGCCUCUAUAACCGUACUUUCGGUGACUUUCUAGCCAGCAUCAUCAUUUACGCAGUUCUGGGGACUCUUCUAAACUUCUUUAUUAUUGCACCAGUCAUGUAUGGUCUUCAAAAGGCCGGUGCGAUGGGACCAAACCUCAUGGAGAUUUCGCUCACCAACCACUUUCUGUUUGCGGCUAUCAUUGUUGCUGUCGAUCCUGUAGCAGUAUUGGCUAUAUUUCAGGAAAUUGGAGUCAACCUCGGUCUCUAUUACAUAGUUUUCGGUGAGUCACUUCUCAACGAUGCAGUGACAAUUGUGCUCUACGAAAUAAUGUGCAAAUUCACUAAUGCGGCUUCCAUCACACCGACUAACAUAGGCCUUGGCAUCGGAUCCUUUUUCACCAUCAGUUUGGGUGGAAUGUUCAUUGGCUUGUGCUUGGGAGCCCUCUCCUGUAUCCUAACCCGUUGGGAGUCGCACUUCGAGACAGUGGUUCUGGUUCUUGUUGCCUAUCUCUCCUACUUCAUUACAAACUGCAUUGGUUGGUCGGGUAUUAUCGCGAUGAUUAACUGCGGUCUUAUUCAAGCUAGCUAUGCUUUUCACAACAUAUCUCACGCAUCUCUAACCACCCUUGAGAUGGUUAUAAAACAGAUUGCCGAGAUAUCUGAGGCGGUAACCUUUUUUCUUCUGGGUUUUCAGAUUCUCUUCACUAAAUACGAAUGGUCUACAGGGUUUUGCCUGUGGGCAUUUGUGACGUGCUUGUUUGCACGAGCAGUCGUUGUGAUAGUCCUAACUGAAUUCAUCAACUUCUUUCGAAUUAAUAACAUGCGAAUAUACUUCCGUGAACAACUUAUCAUGAUCUAUGGCGGUUUGAGAGGGGCAGUUGCCUUUUCUCUUGCCUUUCUACUCAGAGAUUUGGAGGACGUACCUGAGAAGGUAAAAAGUUUAAUCAUAACCUGUGCUCUCUUCGUUAUUCUUGUUACCGUGGGCUUCCAAGGCCUCACUAUGAGACCGCUAGUCCAUCUAGCGCGAAUACGGUUGAAUGAGCUAAAGCAGUUGAGUAUAUUCAUCGAUGUGACACUCCGUCUUAUUGAUCACACUCUCGCUGGCAUUGAAUCCAUUGUGGGAUCGUUAGGGAGAAAUCGUCUUCGUGAAAUAAUCUCUCGUGUCGAUAAGAAAUUUAUUCGUCGAAUACUUCAACGCGACCCCCAAAGUACCGAUGACAAAGUUCUAAAAGUCUAUGAGACAAUUGCUUUGAAACUUCAUUGGGCAACUGUGAAACCGGAGGCAAAGGCAGAGUACCUUCGUGACCUCCCCUCAAGCCUGGUGAAGAGGUAUUUUCAAGGAGAGGAGACAGAUGAUUUGAGAGUUCCAAGAUCUGACGACGAAGGCAACAUCUCCCUUGAAGCGACUGCCCGAAAAUCCAAGAAGGAGCGACUUCGAAGAAUCUCUCGUACUUCUGCUCAGUUCAGCCGCAAACCAGAAUGGGUUCGACCUGUUGGUAUGGUUUCAAGUCAAGGUCCGACAAAUGAAGACGCGUUCAGGGAGGAGUACAAUGCUGUUACGCUCACGAGGCCAAGGGAUGAAGAUGAGGCGAGAAACUUCUCCGAAAAGUCAUCGAAUUUAUAG